GAGUCACAUGGGAGGCAGUCAGGCUGCUGUCAUAAGGCUCCUGUUUGCAAGAUCUGUUAAAACUGGAGGAGGGGUUUGUAGAGAAGUUUGUCCAACAGGAACAACUGCAGCAUUUUUCAUGUGGCCUUUCAACAGGUUGAAUCACCGAAACGGCUCCAAAAACAAAGCUGCACUGACCAGACCGACUCAUUAUGGAAAUCCCUGCCAUAAACUUAAAGGCCAUAGUGCUGGUGCACUGGCUGCUGACUGUAUGGGGCUGCAUGGUGUUCCUUCCCUCGUCUUAUGCUUGGGGGAACUUCAGUGUUUUAGCCGUUGGAGUGUGGGCGAUUGCACAGAGGGACUCCAUUGAUGCUGUUCUCUUGUUUCUAAUGGGGAUGCUGGUGACAAUAUUGACGGACAUCGUGCAUUUUGGGAUCUAUUAUCCUCUGAAUGACUUUUCGGCAGAAAGACGCUUCAGUGGAGGAAUGGCGAUCCUCAACCUGCUGCUCAAACCUGCUUCCUGUUUCUUUGUAUACCAAAUGUACCGAGAGCGAGGAGGAGAUUACAACAUCAACUUUGGGUUUCCCACUGUAUCACGAAACAGAGAUGCCUAUCAGUCUAUCGACCAGCCGGACGAGUCCUCGAGUCCAGCGAACCCCUUCAACCAGGCCCAGGACAGCAAACCAGGAGUCCGCGCUUACUGAGUCGAGCAGGACUUUACCAAAGCUGUCCUGUCCUCAUGGAUUCACAUUGCAACACAUGAUGCACCUGUGAGAUCAAAAGUCAAAUCAAAACUUAAAAUUUUGCUGAAUAAACAUCUGUUUGGGUCUCA
Molecule: messenger RNA, 811 nt
Organism: Nothobranchius furzeri (turquoise killifish)
Lineage: Eukaryota; Metazoa; Chordata; Actinopteri; Cyprinodontiformes; Nothobranchiidae
Gene: agtrap
Product: angiotensin II receptor-associated protein
Biological process (GO): regulation of blood pressure; angiotensin-activated signaling pathway
Cellular component (GO): plasma membrane
Source: RefSeq, a predicted model, not a curated record